This is a messenger RNA of Vigna angularis (adzuki bean), 1828 nucleotides long. RefSeq lists its product as uncharacterized. Bases 1149 to 1685 code for a protein of 178 amino acids. The transcript is spliced from 6 exons. Gene Ontology annotation, biological process: proteolysis. NCBI's taxonomy places the organism in Eukaryota, Viridiplantae, Streptophyta, Magnoliopsida, Fabales, Fabaceae. Gene Ontology annotation, molecular function: cysteine-type peptidase activity. The record is from RefSeq and is a predicted model, not a curated record.
AGGUACAAUUUGAUUGGUACCUUAGUGACCAUGAUCAUCGGCAGCCGCUCAUACGUGUUGCUUUCCAUAUGGAUGAUGGAGCAAGGCUUGAAUGUAGCAGGGCUGCAAUAGAGCGACAUGAGAACGAAGGUGAAAAAAGUUGGGAAUCAGAAGCUGAGGAAAAAAAAGAAGAAGAAACAACCUCAAGAUAAAAAGGCUUAGAGAAAAAAUGAAGGGUGUUCGGAACGAACUUUGUCGCCUUUGAAAGUGUAGAAAGGUUGAAGAAGAUCGUUCGGGUGUUGAUGCUGUUGGUGAUGUUCAGGGGAAUGAUGAAGGUGCAGAUCAUGCAGUGUAUGAAAAAGCUUUAGGUGAAGUAGAUGAGGAACCUGCAGGGUAUGAAGAACCUACAGGUGGAAAAUGUAAAGAAGUUGUAGGUGGAAAAGAUGCAUAACCUACAGGUGGCAAAUGUGACGAAGUUCGAGGUGGCAAAGAUGCAUAAGUUGGAGGUGGCAAAGAUGCAGAAGUUGUAGGUGAAGUGGAUGAAGGAGGUGUAGGUGAAGUACAUGAACAACCUGCCGCUGAAGUGGAUGAAGGAAGUGUAGGUGAAGUACAUGAACAACCUGCCGCUGAAGUGGAUGAAGGAGGUGUAGGUGAAGUACAUGAACAACUUGUCGCUCAAGUGGAUGAAGGACGUGUAGGUGAAGUACAUGAACAACCUUCCGCUGAAGUGGAUGAAGGAUGUGUAGGUGAAGUCGAUGUAGGUGAAGGGGAUUAUGAACCUGGAAGUGAAGCUGAUGAAGAACCUUUAUGUGUACCCCAUGAGCAUCCACCAGCUGUCAUUGACAUUGGUGAAGAUGAAGAAGGAGAUGUUAUUGUUGAACCGAUAUCCGUACGGCCUUUGCGUACUUAUGUUGGUGAUCCUAGAACGAAGGUUGAUUUGGAUAAAGUGUACAACUCAGUAUCUGCAAAAGGGAUUGAACAGAGGUGGUAUUUUUUGCAUCAUCAAUUUUCAUGUAUUUUGAGAAAAGGUUGUCUGGAGUAGUAAAGAGGAUUGUACUUAGUCCUGUGUUUGGGGUAAAAGAUUUUUGUUACUUCAAUUGUUUUGUUGUGUAACUUUUUAUUGUAUUAUGGUUUUUUAAUUUGUUAUUGUUUAUUGAUUGCAAAACCAUAUGCGGCACGAGUAUAAGAGACGUGCAGCCAAUCAACAUGUGUGGCAACUUAAGGAUUAUGAAACGUAUUUUCCUACUGAUCUAAUUGAACUGCCUGACGUCUUGUCUACCGAUUUGGUUUUCAUCCCAUUUCUAAGUGAUAAUCAUUGGUGGUGCUAUGCCUUUAAAGUUUGCACCUUUGAGUUUUUUGUGAUUGACUCACUUGGUAGUGGUAUUAAAGGGCGUGCUCGGAUUGACAAAAGCAUGGCUCAAAAUAUGCAAUGUUUUUUGGGUCUGUUGACCAAUAAACUAGAAGAUUCUAAGUGUCCUUUGAUAGUUAAACAAACCAAUAUCCCUGUCCAACCUAACUUAUAUGACUGUGGUGUUAUGAUGUUGAAAGCAAUUGAAUUGUGGAUGGAGAUGAAAAUUAUAAUGGUAAAAGCUUGCCAGAUUAUACAAAUGAGGAGUUGCUUGGCUUUAGGAAAAAAUAUGUUUGUGACUGGAUCCUUGACAACGACAACAUCCGAAUAUUCGACACCUUGGAAUGAUUUGGAUUAAUAUAGGAUUUUAAUAGGAAAAGAAAGACGGAUAAAAUUUUGAUUUCUGUAGUCCUUCAUGAAGACAUUGUACAGAUGUAUAUUAUGUUAAGUGCAUUGUUUUUAACUUGAAUUGAAGUGAUGUUUUGUUGAUUAAAUAUUAUU